GUGAGUACAUCGUCAGGGAAAGUGUGAACCCUUUAGAACCAGAGCAGAAUCAGGGUUGAGAGCAAGGGUCAGAGUCCUCACUCUUCCUUCCUCUCCCUCAUCAGAGCCUUCUCAGACAAUCAUCUUCCUCAUGGCAAUUCUUAUUGGCUUGGUUUUUGGAGCUUUGGUUAUGGGAGCCAUGGUGAUUUUUCUGAUAUGGAAGAAAUAAAGGUAAGGAAGGGGCAGGGUUUGAGUUCUUAUCUCACUAGGGAUUUCAAGCCCAAGCUAUAAAUGUACCCUGCCCCAUAAGAGAGGUUGUAUCCACACACCUGGGGAUGUGGUGGGGCCUCUGUGCUGACUAACUCUAUUGUAAAGCAUAAAGGAAAUAAUGGAUAGCCUCAUCAUCCUCUUGAUGGAGACCUGAUUCUGAUUCCCCACAGACAGAUGUCACAGAAAAGAUCCCUACUGAGAACAAACCUACAGAAGGCCAGUUAGUCUUCUGUAUGUACAGUCUUCUAUUGUGUUUCCUCUUCCUUCCAUGGAGCUGCAGUCACAGUUCUAGAAACUUCCCUGGGGUUUAGACUAGGAAUCUCCUCCUGUUCUUGUGACUUUAUUGCUUCCCGGUCUCUCAGUGGCUGGUUCUUCCCACAGGUGGGAAAGAGGCGUCUAUAAUUGGGCUGCCAAUAAUUAAGUGGAAGGUGGUUCCUGAGACCCUUGUAAGGGUCGACAGAUGCCCCCCUGGGGGGGGCGGGGGCUCACACAUUUCUAUCUUGGCCCCGUUGCUGUGGGCUCUUGACAGGUCUUAUUCUAUACUGCCCUAGUCAGGGACAAUGCUCAGGGAUCUGAUGCAUCUCUCCCAAGAGGAUAGGAGUAUUCAGAGAACACAUUGCUGAGCAGCGGUGACUCCCUAUACUGAUCUCUUUUUUUUUUCUUCAGUAUGGCUGCCUGUUCAGUGUCACAAUCUUCACUCAGAAUUUGUUCUUAUUUUCUUCCGUAGUAUGAGACACCUACCUUGUGUGACUUCAAAAGCUCCUGACUUUUCUUUCUGCAACUGGCAUCUAACUGUGUCCAAGUGUCUGUCUCCUGUCAGCAUGGCAUAAGGAAGUGAGUUCAGCCCAGACCUGAGCAUGACUCCUCUCCACACUGACAUGUGUGCCUUCCCAGUCAUCUCUCCUGAUCCAGGACGGGCAGGCCUUGGGAAACUCCCAUUAGAGACUGAACUUUAGUUUCCAAUGAGCUAUAUAUUUAUUCUUCUUUCUUGAAAAUAAGGACGUGGAUAUUUUGGUAAUUUUGUUUGGUAAACUCUUUCCAUUUUUUUGCUCAAUGGGUAAACACAAUCAGAGCAACUGAGACAGCAGCUCUGCUUUGAGAAGUUGAAAUCCAUCUUUCGAUCUUCUCUGUCCUUUUCUGUGUGCCUCCCUUUCUAUUCAUGUUUAAAUCUGUUAAUGCCUCCUCCUAAUAAACUUGAACUUUGCUUCAUACUGGUAGUUCUUAAAUUCUUUUUUCCCCCAAGUUAAGAAUCUUAUCUUCGCCUGAGUAAAGGUCUCUGAACAAAACUCCUUGGCUGCUACACAUGUAGCAUGAAGCUGUCUCUACCCUACAUCCAACUGCUACUGCCAUCGUUCCUGCCGGUGACCAAAGGACUCCCUGAAGCAGUGGCCACUGAGCUGCUCCAUUCUGCUCUUUUGCUUUGCAUGCUACCCAUGUUUCUUCACUUUCACUAGCCAAAGACCAACAUAGUUUUUAUUUUUAUGGGUGUUUUACCUGCAUGUAUGCCUGUCUGUGCACCACUUGCAUGCCCAGUGUCCAUGGAUGCCAGAAGAGGGCCACAGGUCCCUUGGAACUGGGGUUACAGACAGCUGUGAAAUCUAACGAAGCCAUUAAGAACCAAACACAGGUCCUCCAGAAUAAAACCCAGUGCUCUUAACUGCUGAGGCUUCUGUACAGCCUCAAGACCUACAUAGUGUUUAAUGACCACUCCUGUGCCAAAGAUCCCCUUAGAGCCAUCCAUACCCCAUUCUUGGGUCAGAUGGAACAACACAUUGAUUUCCAGGAAGACAUCCACUGGUGCCCUAAGUCAUACCUUUUGCCUCAAGAGACCUUCCAAGACUAAAUUGAGGUGAACUGACUCUAAAGUGACAUCCAGAGAAAACCUUUUUAAGCACAACAUUCUGGAUUGAAAAUAUGGUAAGAAUUGCUGAUUCUUGAGCUGGAGGGAUGUCUCAGUGAUUAAGAACAUUGAUGGCUCUUCUAGAGGACUGGGUUCAAUUCCCAGCACCCACAUGGUAGCUAACAACCAUCUGUAACCCCAGUCCUAGGGUGUCCAACAACCUCUUCAGCCCCCUCAGGCACUGAAUACAUGUGGUGCAAAGACAUGCAUGCAGGCAAAACACCCAUAUACAUAAAAUGAAAAAUUGUUCAAAAUAAUUGCUGAUUCUAUGCAUGACAUGCCCCAGUGCCUUAAUUCUCUUUCUUAAUUUUUAAGAGAUUUAUUUAAUUAACGUUUUUGAGUGUUUUGCUUGCAUGUAUGUCUGCAUAUUAUGUGAGUGUUUGGUGGCCCCAAAAGGUCAGAAAGAGCAUCAGAUCUCCAUGUGGUUGUUGGGAAUCAAACUCAGGUCUUCUGCAGGAGUAACAAGUGCUUUUAACAACUGAGCCAUGUUAUAUUACCUUAGUUCUAUUACCAGUAAAGACUCGGGAGUCAGAUAUUGGGGUGAAAACCUGAUAAAUCAAAGAAGUGGUGGAGGAGCAACCUGCUGACCUCCAUACUUUCCAGACCAAAAAGGGGCUGACAAAAAGCCCAUGAAUCUCCAUGUCCCUCCCUACUCCUUCCUGUGCCUUUUUAUCCAUAUCCUACCUCCUCCAUAGUCUUUAUGACUAAUUCUUAAAAACUAGUAGCUGACUCUGCUCCAAUUCAAGGUUAACUUUAUUAGUACAGUCUCUGGGUGUCUCAUGGUGUGAUCAAAUAUCCCACAACAUCUCUCCCCUUUUGUCUAAAUAAAAAGGGAAGGUUUUGACUCUAACAUAGUAAAACUAUAUACAAUAAGAACAAUUAUCAGGUAAGAAUUACAUUCCCAGUGCAAAUCUAGAGAAAAUACUCCAUUAUCCUAUCUUUGUGGUACACAUCUUAUAUUUUGGAUAUAGUUCUGCAGCACACAGGCCCAUAGCCAAGCAGGAAUGAUGAUGGCAAUUCUCCCCCAGCAGCCUAAUGUUCUGGUUCAAAUCCAGGGUCUUGAGCCUAUCAGAAAAACACUCUGAACACUCUGCUACUGGAGCAGAUCUCCAGAUAUAUUAUAUAUAUUCAAUUGUAAGAUGCAAUACUGGGAGAUGAGUGUAAUUUCUCUUCCAUGGAACAAAGCCUAAUAGAAGGUAUGGAAAAUGGCUUAGUUUCAUGUAAAUCUCAAAUGCUGCUUUCUCUCUAAACCCACUCUAGAUUGAAGUCUCACCUGUGUCUUACUUCAAACUACAGAGUGGAAAUUACAGUAACUGUAAACAUUAUGGGAGGUUUAUAUGCACAUAUGUGUACAUUAUUGGCAAUCACUUUAUUUAAGGUAAUAUACAGACUUGCACAUGAAGCUGGCCACACAGCCAGAAACAGAAUCAACACUCCUUCUUCACUUCAAGUCCAAGGUAGAAUUCAUGAACCCUGUCUAAAUAAAUAUUAAUACAUUUUUAUUUUACUGUGGUAUCAAAGAUGAGUAUCCACAAUUAUCUGAUAACAGCAUUAAAAUAUUCCGCCUACAUAUUCGGGUAAGGCAAGCUGUUUGUUUCAUAUUCUUCAACAAGAAUAACAGGUUAAGUGUAUAUGAAAAUCAAUCAGUCUUCUACUGAAACAGAUGAAGAGAAAGACUUGGAAACUUGUGAAGUGCAAAAAGACCCACACUUCAGACUGUUCAUUUGGAAAAUGAGUAUUUCUCGUAAGAUUUUAUUUUGUCAACACAAUGGAUUUGUUAGUAUUCUAAAUCAAUGGAAUACAUUUUAAAAGACUUUAGUUUCUAAUAUUAUUUACACAUAUAACUCACAAAAACAUGUUUUCCUUGGGGAAACUCGUUAAAUCCUCAGAGCCCAUGGAGAUCCUGAGACCAGAAAGUCUGAGAACAGCUGACCAAGACAACUCUUAACCUGGAGUCAGAAAGAACAUGAGGAAAGCUCUUGGGGCUGGAAGAGGGGGAGGAAGGAUAAAGGCCCAGGUCCGUGUCGUGUUCCCCCCCCACUCCCGGUCAGGAUGUCAGGGGGCUAGAAGCCCAGCCCUGGAGAUGUCCCCCCUCCUACAAGUUUCACUUCCUGGUCUCCCAAACUGAGUCAGAUUCUUCUGCCUAGAUACUUAUGAUGCGAUGGUAUUUCCCACUCCCAUUGGGUGUCCGGUUUCUGCAGAAGCCAGUACGAGGUUCCGGGUUCCAAAAAAAACGCGCAGAGCUCAAAUGCUCCCCAGAUCUCUAUCUCUGGGUGAUGGCACCGCGCGCGCUGCUCCUGUUGCUGGCGGCCGCCCUGGCCCCGACCCGGACCCGCGCGGGCUCACACUCGCUGCGUUAUUUCGGCACUGCCAUGACCCAGCCCGGACACAGGGAAGCGCGGUUCAUCGCCUUCGGGUUCGUGGACGACACGCGCUUUGUGUGGUUUGACAGCGAUGCGAUGGCCCCUAGAGAGGAGCCGCGGGCGCCGUGGAUGGAAGAGAAGCGGCCAGAGUACUGGGAGCGGCAGACUCGGAUCGCCAAGGCGAACGCGCAGAUUUUCCGUAAGAAUCUGAGGACUCUGCUGCGGUACUACAACCAGAGCGAAGCGGGGUACCACACCAUCCAGUCCAUGCGUGGCUGCUAUAUGGGCAGUGAUGGGCGCUUCCUCAGCGGGUACUACAGGACAGCGUAUGAUGGAGCCGACCACAUCUCUCUGAACGAGGACCUCCAUUCCUGGACUGCGGCAAACAAGGUAGCUCUGAUUACCCAGCGCGAAUAUGAGGCAACGAAUGAGGCAGAGCACCACAGGGCCUACCUGAAGGUUACAUGCAUGGAGUGGCUGCGCAGCCAUCUGGAGAAGGGGAAAGAGUUGCUGCAACGUGCAGAUCCCCCAAAGACACAUGUGACCCAUCAUCAUAGCCCUGAAGGUGACAUCACCCUGAGGUGCUGGGCCCUGGGCUUCUACCCUGCUGACAUCACCCUGACCUGGCAGAGAGAUGGGAAGGAGCAGACCCAAGACAUGGAACUUGUGGAGACCAGGCCUUCUGGGGACGGAACCUUCCAGAAGUGGGCAGCUGUGGUGGUGCCUUCUGGGGAGGAACAGAGAUACACAUGCCAUGUGCACCACGAAGGGCUGCCUGAGCCCCUGACCCUGAGAUGGGCUCCACCUCUUCAGCACAUAAACCCCAUUGUGGUCGUCUCUGCUGGCCUGGUUCUCCUUGGAGCUGUGGUCAUUGCUGUGAUGUGGAGAAAGUUACCAAGGAGGAACGGUGAGAUGAUUGGGGUCUGUUUUUUAUUGUGAAUGUACAUGCUAUCAGUGUGCUCAUGUGUGCCAUGGUCUGCGUGUCAACCGACAACUCUGUAGAGUGGAGAUCAGAUCCAGGUCAACAGGCUUGCACAGGAAGUACCUUUACCCGCCAUCUGUGGUCUGUUCUUGAGGGAAUCAAAAGCCCAACACCACUUUCCCAGUCCUGUGUGCUAACAGUGUUUUGUAAAUCAUGUAAAAAUAAGAAAGUAUCUAUUACUAAGGUGACUAUGGCCCUAAAGACCUGGCUCCUAGCACCUACAGGUCAGAGAUCCCUCUGGAGACACUGACCUACAAGGGCAGUUGGUCCUCUUACACAAAUCCCUUCCUCUUAAUUUAUCCAGCCCUGUGGUCCUGUGGUCUGCAUGAGGUUCAAGAUACCUCUCCAUGUCCCCAGAUUUGCUGGUUCCUUUAGGCUGUCAUGGCUCUACUGCCUCCAUGACCUCUCACAAAACAGGUUUUGUUUUCUACAAGCAGAAAUGGCAGCUGUAUUCAGGCCACCUAUAAGUUUGGAAGGGCUAGCCCUGAGACCCUUACAGUAGACAGGAGCCCUUAAUUCCAACCCCCCAUCUCCUGUGGGCACUUAAGGCUUCUAAAUUCUAAGACACAGAAGAACCUGAACUCAGAGACAAGAGUGGCAGGGGGCAGGACCAUGUUGUAGGUUUCUGGGUUUGGAAUGCAGGUGGGUGAAUAUGCAGUGGGCUAUUCAGCACCACUACUCAGUGACCUGCAUUUUCAUGAAUUUUCCUCUACAGCAUGACACUGGGGAACUGAGCCAUACAAAGGUGAACACACAUACAACACACUAUGUCGUGAAGAACUCCUGACUUCUUUCUGCACUUGGCAUCUGACUAUGUCCAUGUGUGAGCUCCUGUCAGCAAAAUGUGAGUCUGUUCAGGCAAAAAUGGGAUUAGCAUUCUCCAUCCCUGCCUAUUGAGAAGAGCAUCUAGAUAUGAAUCUGUUUGAAUUCUUACCCCAGGGUUGGUUGAUGAUUUAGUGUAUAGCAAGUUGCUUCAAACUUGGGAGAGGAAAUAAAACGAGAACAUUCCAGAAUCUA
Messenger RNA from Peromyscus californicus insignis, 6511 nucleotides. RefSeq names its product H-2 class I histocompatibility antigen, Q10 alpha chain-like. The transcript has 5 exons. Gene Ontology annotation, biological process: antigen processing and presentation of endogenous peptide antigen via MHC class I via ER pathway, TAP-independent; immune response; positive regulation of T cell mediated cytotoxicity. Gene Ontology annotation, cellular component: external side of plasma membrane. Bases 4303 to 5451 code for a protein of 382 amino acids. Gene Ontology annotation, molecular function: peptide antigen binding; signaling receptor binding. NCBI's taxonomy places the organism in Eukaryota, Metazoa, Chordata, Mammalia, Rodentia, Cricetidae. The record is from RefSeq and is a predicted model, not a curated record.